Messenger RNA from Mirounga angustirostris (Northern elephant seal), 835 nucleotides. It is a transcript of the gene CZIB, whose product is annotated as CXXC motif containing zinc binding protein. NCBI's taxonomy places the organism in Eukaryota, Metazoa, Chordata, Mammalia, Carnivora, Phocidae. The record is from RefSeq and is a predicted model, not a curated record. The coding region runs from base 63 to 638 and encodes 191 amino acids. The transcript is spliced from 8 exons. Gene Ontology annotation, molecular function: zinc ion binding.
GACAGGCCGGAAAGUAGCGGCCGCAGCUGUCGCCGGGCCGGGUCGUGCCGAACCAAGCCACUAUGGGGGUGAGGCGGAGGCAAACUGCCGCCGGGGCAGGGACGGGGAGGUGGCGAGGACCUGAGAGGCGGCAGUUCGUGCCAGGAGGGAAUGAGAGAAGUAAAAUUGCGCUGCAGCUCAAAGCCACGCUGGAGAAUGUCACCAACCUCCGCCCCUUGGGUGAGGACUUCCGGUGGUACCUCAAGAUGAAAUGUGGCAACUGUGGUGAGAUUUCAGAGAAGUGGCAGUAUAUUCGGCUGAUGGACAGUGUGGCACUGAAGGGAGGUCGUGGCAGUGCCUCCAUGGUCCAGAAGUGCAAGCUGUGUGCGAGGGAAAACUCCAUCGAGAUUUUGAGCAGCACCAUCAAAUCUUACAAUGCUGAAGACAAUGAGAAGUUCAAGACAAUCGUAGAAUUUGAAUGCCGAGGCCUUGAACCAAUUGAUUUCCAGCCCCAGGCUGGGUUUGCUGCUGAGGGUGUGGAAUCGGGAACAGUCUUCAGUGAUAUUAAUCUGCAGGAGAAGGACUGGACUGACUAUGACGAAAAGUCUCAGGAAUCUGUGGGAAUCUACGAGGUCACCCACCAGUUUGUGAAGUGCUGAACCUUCUUCGUGCACACUUGCCUCUAAGAACUGAGAAGGGACAAAGGGACAACGUGCCCCGAGCAGCAGAGCCCCAAGGCGCGUCCCCUCAUCCCUUGUCUCCUGGAAGCUAUCCAAGCCCUCACGGCCUGCAUGCUGGGCUCUGUCACAGCUUCCCAAGCCCCACCAAUAAAGCCCCCGUUUGUGCUGCCCUGGUA